UCAAUUCUACAAGUGGUUCUAAUUUACUAUCGCUGUUCUCUAGCUGUCUAAAACCGCUUUUGACCUAAAGGGACGCUUUUUGGACGCUAUGGACGUUUCUCAGGUUCCAGGCAGAAAGAACAGUAAAAAUGCAGGCAGGGCACAGGACAAAGCACUAGGGACAAAAUGUAUGUGAAAUGCUUUGAUACAGUAAUGGUAUUGAAUGAAUGUCAAAUUUUUACAUUUUUGAAUUUCCCGCUGGUUCUGUCCCACGUACGUCCCGACACUCGCAGGGAACGGAACCCAGAAGACAGAUGCCGGCAGCAGCUGGAGGACAUGGCCGGGGACACUGCAGGGGGGACA
Staurois parvus is the source of this 342-nucleotide messenger RNA. The record is from the annotation of a GenBank genome assembly. Lineage: Eukaryota; Metazoa; Chordata; Amphibia; Anura; Ranidae.